CACACACACAAGCUGGGUCUCCUUGGGGGCGGGGCCUCGCCUCGGGUUAUAAAGCAGCCCUCGCAGCCUCGGGUGCUUCCAGACCCUGCGCGCCAUGGCCUCCAGUCGGCCGCUGACCGUCCAGCUCCUGGUCGCUCUGGUGUCUCUACUCUGCCUUCCCAAGGUCCGCUGCGCCGGGGUCUUCGAACUACAGAUCCACUCUUUCCGGCCCGGUCCAGGGUCUCCGGACUCUUCGGACUCCCCGUGUGGCUCCCGGGGCUCCUGCCGUCUCAUCUUUCGUGUCUGCCUGAAGCCGGCGCUGCCCGACCGGAGCCCGGACCUGCCGUGUGCUUUGGGGGUUGCGCUCAGUACCCCGGGGACCCCUGACCCCGGGGGCCCCACCGAUCCCGGCCCGCAGCUCUCCCUGGCUGACGGCCUCAUCCGUGUCCCCUUCCGUACCGCCUGGCCGGAGACUUUCUCUCUAGUCAUCGAGUCUUGGAGGGAGGAACUUGAAUCCAGGAGUAAGAAAGAGCCGGGGGAGAAGCUUCCAGGGCCGGAUCGAAGUCUGUUAAGCCGGUUGGCUGGGCGGCACAGAUUGGCCGUCGGCGGCCCCUGGGCCCGGGAUGCUAAGCAGGCCGGGGGCUGGGAGCUCCUCUUCUCCUACCGGGUUCGCUGCGAGCCUCACUACUAUGGUCCUGCCUGUGCCCGCCUCUGCCGCCCUCGGGACGACCCCCUCGGCCACUUCUAUUGCGGGGCCAAUGGGGAGCGCGUGUGCACGGACGGGUGGGCUGGAGACAUGUGUGCCCGGCCCGUAUGUCAGGUAGGCUGCAGUGCUGAACACGGCUCCUGUGAGAGGCCAGGUGAGUGCCACUGUCGUCAAGGCUGGACCGGCCCCCUCUGCACUGUCCGAGUGGCUGGCAGUGACUGCUCCAGCCUCCAGCCAUGCACCAAUGGAGCCACCUGCUCCCACCUCCCAGGAUUCCCCAGCCACCGAUGCCUCUUCUCAGCUGGACUGUGUGAUGAUCACCCGUGUACCAAUGGUGGCAGCUGCAGUGAGGUGGCCGGGGACUUUGAGUGCACAUGUCCUCGGGGCUUCUAUGGCAAGCGGUGUGAGGUCAUUGGAAUGACGUGCGCUGAUGGGCCCUGCUUCAAUGGGGGUACUUGUGCCGAUGGUGGAGUCCCUGCUGGCUACACCUGCCGCUGCCCACCAGGCUUCCAUGGAUCCAACUGUGAGAAGAAGGUGGAUCGCUGUACCCUACAACCUUGUCGCAAUGGUGGUCUUUGCCUGGACUUGGGCCGCGCCGUACUGUGCCGCUGCAGGCCCGGCUUCGGGGGUCCGCGAUGCGAGCGCGACCUGGACGACUGCGCGGGACGGCCCUGCGCCAACGGGGGCACGUGCGUGGAUGGCGCGCACAGCUUUCGCUGCUCCUGUACGCUGGGCUUCGGGGGCCGCGACUGUCGGGAACGCGCAGACCCCUGUGAUCCCCAGCCUUGCGCGCACGGUGGCCGCUGCUACGCGCACUUCUCCGGCCACGUGUGCUCCUGCGCGCCGGGCUACAUGGGCGCACGCUGCGAGUUCGCCGUGAGUCCCGCACCCAGGGACGCGGAAGGGUCGGAACUCCAGCCUGCUCCCGCCCCACCCCCGCCCGGGCCCCACCGCGGGCCGCCACAAGCAGCCCGAAGCGGGCACUGGCUGCCCCCGGCAUUGGGGCUACCCUUCGCUCUGGUGCUGCCGCUGGCCGUCGUGGCUGGAGGUGCGGCGCUCCUGGUUAGAGUCAGGGCUCGAUGGCGGAACCCAGGGGCGCGGCCCCUUCCUUCCUCCCCAGACCCUGCCCCUCCAACCCCUACUCCAGCCGACGCGCUCAACAACCUCCGUGCUCGCGAGAGCGGCUCCCUGGCCUCCGCUUUUCAGGGCCUCGGGAACUUAAAAGCGCCCAAGCACGAGCGGACGCAGCCACUGCUGGAGCGCCCCUCCGGGAUGAGGGCCGAAGACUGGUGUCUUCCCGGGGACAGCGACCCCCGAACCAUUUAUGUCAUCCCAGACUGCUCGCUCUUUGUCAGAGAGGUCUGAAUCAGCCCUCCCCUGGACUUGUCCCUCUCUUCUGAUUCCUCGAAGACACAGACGUUGACAUAUUUCUUCUCUGACGGUGUUUCUGCAGACAUUUCACCUCUUCCCCCCGACACACUCAAGGGAGGGGGGGGGAAAUGAGGCGUCAGCAGGCAGGAAAAGUCUCUCGGGGAAGGGAGCUGCCCUAAUCCCUUUGUGGCUCAGGAUGCCUGUUCCGGAUAAACUCAGUUCUGUAUUGGCGGAGUCAAGGAGCUCAUCUCUCACUUUGAAUUGUGUAAAAAGAAUAUUUACAACAGUCCCCCUUCCUCAUCUUUGCAGAUGCAUCUAUGAUUGUUUUUAUUUUACUCAAUGCCAUUUCUCUGUGCGUGGUCCCAGGAUCCAGCUCUGGUUCUCUGGUAUGGGCUUGGGGGAGAUGUAUAGACUAGUGUCAGUCAAGGUUAACCUCUAUAAUGUUCUUAGGAGGUUUUCAGUUGGAAGUGGGAAGAAGGGGGACAGAAGAUUUAGAAAUCCUACCACCACCCUCCUGCCAGCGACAUUGGUUCUAGGAGAAUCUCUGGGGUUGUGAGAUAACAGCCCCCUAGAAAAGGUGGGACAGAGACAAGGGGGAAGGACAUCAGCUUUCUUCAGCCCCUGACACGGACUGCAGUUCCCAUGCAAGCUGGUUUGAGGCAGCACCACCCAGAGAUAUGUAGGGAGACCAACCCCUCUGCUCAACGUUCCCCCCACUUUACCUGAUGCUUCCUUCACUCCUCAUCCCCAGUCUUGACAGAAGGCUUGGAUUCCAGAUCUCACUGGGAGGAAGGAACCAUUGGGCUCCAAGGGUCUGAAACUCUCCUUCUCCAGUGGCUGGACCCAGAUUUGAGGAAGAGAGGUUACAUUUGGAUUCUAACAAUAAUAAAUGAUUUU
Messenger RNA from Vombatus ursinus (common wombat), 2953 nucleotides. It is a transcript of the gene DLL3, whose product is annotated as delta like canonical Notch ligand 3. Gene Ontology annotation, cellular component: membrane. The coding region runs from base 95 to 2050 and encodes 651 amino acids. Gene Ontology annotation, molecular function: Notch binding; calcium ion binding. NCBI's taxonomy places the organism in Eukaryota, Metazoa, Chordata, Mammalia, Diprotodontia, Vombatidae. Gene Ontology annotation, biological process: Notch signaling pathway; multicellular organism development; cell communication. The transcript has 9 exons. The record is from RefSeq and is a predicted model, not a curated record.